Molecule: messenger RNA, 4260 nt
Organism: Pseudopodoces humilis (Tibetan ground-tit)
Lineage: Eukaryota; Metazoa; Chordata; Aves; Passeriformes; Paridae
Gene: ZNF423
Product: zinc finger protein 423
Biological process (GO): regulation of gene expression
Cellular component (GO): nucleus
Source: RefSeq, a predicted model, not a curated record
CCCUCUGCGUGAGCGCAGGCACAGCAGAGCCGCCGCUGCAGGACGGACACGCUGCACUCCCCAUGCUGAGAUGGUGAUGACGACCCACAACUCUCCUGGGUGGCUUCAUCUCCCUCCAGCAAAGAUGUUGCAUCACCCACUCAGAUGAUAGGAGAUGGGUGUGAUCUCGGCAUCGGGGAGGAGGAAGGGGGGACUGGCCUGCCAUAUCCCUGUCAGUUUUGUGAUAAGUCCUUCAUUCGCCUGAGCUACCUUAAAAGGCACGAGCAGAUCCACAGUGACAAACUACCUUUCAAAUGCACCUACUGUAGCCGGCUUUUUAAGCACAAGAGGAGUAGGGAUCGCCACAUAAAGCUUCACACAGGGGAUAAAAAAUACCAUUGCCACGAAUGCGAGGCUGCAUUCUCCCGCAGCGACCACCUCAAAAUCCACCUGAAAACCCACAGCUCCAGCAAACCGUUCAAGUGUACUGUGUGUAAACGUGGGUUUUCAUCUACCAGCUCAUUGCAGAGUCACAUGCAAGCUCAUAAAAAGAACAAGGAACAUAUGGCAAAGACUGAGAAAGAGGUGAAGAAGGAUGAUUUUAUGUGUGAUUACUGUGAAGAGACAUUCAGUCAGACUGAAGAUUUGGAGAAGCACGUAAUGACACGCCACCCACAGCUUUCCGAGAAGGCAGAUUUGCAGUGUAUUCAUUGCCCUGAAGUAUUUGUAGAUGAAAACUCGCUGCUCUCACACAUUCAUCAAGCCCAUGCCAACAAAAAACACAAGUGCCCUAUGUGCCCAGAGCAGUUUUCUUCAGUGGAAGAAGUCUAUUGCCACUUGGACAGCCACAGACAACCUGACUCCAGCAACCACAGCAUCAGCCCUGACCCAGUCCUGGGGAGUGUGGCAUCCAUGAGCAGCGCAACGCCCGACUCCAGCGCAUCGGUGGAAAGAGGUUCCACUCCAGAUUCAACCUUAAAGCCUUUGAGAGGACAAAAGAAAACCAGGUCUGUUGACAGAGAGGAAGGUCAGAACUGGUCUAAAGUUACUUACAGCUGCCCCUACUGCUCAAAGCGUGACUUCAACAGCCUCGCUGUUCUGGAGAUCCAUCUGAAGACCAUUCAUGCAGACAAACCUCAGCAAAGCCACACGUGCCAGAUCUGCCUUGAUUCCAUGCCUACACUGUACAACUUGAAUGAACACGUGAGAAAAGUGCACAAAAACCAUGCCUAUCCCAUGAUGCAGUUUAGCAACAUUUCUGCCUUUCAUUGUAAUUACUGCCCGGAGAUGUUUGCAGAUAUCAACAGUUUGCAGGAACACAUCCGCAUUACUCACUGCGGCCCAAACGCUACCCCUCAAGAUGGCAACAACGCUUUCUUCUGUAACCAGUGCUCCAUGGGCUUUCUGACCGAAGCUACCUUGACUGAGCACAUCCAGCAGACUCACUGCAAUGUAGGAAAUUCAAAAUUGGAUUCCCCUGUCAUUCAGCCAACACAGUCUUUUAUGGAAGUUUAUUCAUGCCCUUAUUGCACAAACUCCCCCAUUUUUGGCUCCAUCCUGAAGCUUACAAAGCAUAUUAAAGAAAACCACAAGAACAUUCCUCUGGCACACAAUAAGAAGUCAAAAGCAGAGCAGAGUCCAGUUUCUUCUGAUGUUGAAGUCUCUUCCCCUAAAAGGCAGCGGCUUUCUGCAAGCGUAAAUUCAGUGUCUAAUGGCGAAUACCCGUGUAAUCAGUGUGAUCUAAAGUUCUCAAAUUUUGAAAGUUUUCAGACCCAUUUAAAGUUGCAUUUGGAGUUGCUGUUGAGGAAACAGUCUUGCCCUCAGUGUAAAGAAGACUUUGAUUCCCAGGAGUCUCUUCUGCAACAUCUCACUGUGCAUUACAUGACAACUUCCACUCAUUAUGUAUGUGAGAGCUGUGACAAACAGUUUUCUUCAGUGGAUGAUUUGCAGAAGCAUUUGUUGGACAUGCAUACUUUUGUGUUGUAUCACUGCACCCUUUGCCAAGAAGUUUUUGAUUCCAAGGUAUCUAUCCAAGUGCAUCUGGCAGUGAAGCAUAGCAAUGAAAAGAAGAUGUAUCGUUGCACAGCCUGUAACUGGGAUUUUAGGAAGGAGGUGGAUCUCCAGAUUCAUGUGAAGCAUAGUCACUUGGGUAAUCCAUCAAAGUCUCACAAAUGUAUCUUCUGUGGUGAGACCUUCAGCACAGAGGUAGAACUGCAGUGCCACAUCACAACCCACAGCAAAAAAUACAACUGCAAGUUUUGUAGCAAAGCUUUUCAUGCCAUCAUCUUGCUUGAAAAGCACUUGCGGGAAAAGCAUUGUGUCUUUGAUGCUAGUGCUGAGAAUGGUACAGCUAAUGGCAUGACCCCAACGAAUAAGAAGACAGAAGGGGCAGAUAUCCAGAAUAUGUUAAUGAAGAAUCCAGAUGCUUCCAACAGUCAUGAAGCCAGUGAGGAUGAUGUGGAUGCUUCUGAGCCCAUGUAUGGUUGUGACAUUUGUGGGGCUGCCUACACUAUGGAGGUCCUCUUGCAGAACCAUCGCUUGAGAGAUCAUAACAUCAGGCCUGGGGAGGACGACUGUUCUAGGAAGAAAGCAGAAUUCAUCAAAGGCAGCCACAAGUGUAAUAUCUGCUCAAGGACCUUUUUCUCGGAAAAUGGCCUGAGAGAGCACAUGCAGACCCAUCGAGGCCCAGCUAAGCACUACAUGUGCCCCAUCUGUGGGGAGCGCUUCCCAUCGCUCCUGACCCUGACGGAGCACAAAGUCACUCACAGCAAGAGUUUGGAUACAGGGACAUGUCGGAUCUGCAAAAUGCCGCUGCAGAGCGAGGAGGAAUUCAUCGAGCACUGCCAGAUGCAUCCAGAUCUCAGAAACUCCCUCACUGGGUUUCGCUGUGUUGUCUGCAUGCAGACAGUCACCUCUACCCUGGAGCUGAAAAUUCAUGGGACGUUCCAUAUGCAGAAAUUGGCAGGAAACUCCGCAACCUCAUCGCCUAAUGGCCAGGCCUUGCAAAAACUCUACAAGUGUGCGCUGUGCUUGAAGGAGUUCCGGAAUAAACAGGACUUGGUAAAGUUGGAUGUGAACGGCCUUCCCUAUGGCCUGUGUGCUGGAUGCAUGACCAGGAGCACCAAUGGACAGUCUUCAAGCUUGACUCCACAGGAGGUGAAUGAGAGGCCGUGUGGCAGCCUGAGGUGUCCAGAGUGUAGUGUCAAAUUUGAAAGUGCUGAAGACCUAGAGAGCCACAUUCAGGUCGACCACCGAGACCUGACACCUGAGACCAGUGGCCAAAGGAAAGGUACCCAGACGUCCCCUGUUCCCAGAAAAAAGACCUAUCAAUGCAUCAAGUGCCAGAUGACCUUUGAGAAUGAGAGAGAGAUACAAAUCCAUGUCGCUAACCAUAUGAUUGAGGAAGGCAUCAAUCAUGAGUGCAAGCUGUGUAACCAGAUGUUUGACUCUCCGGCAAAGCUCCUGUGUCACCUGAUUGAGCACAGCUUUGAGGGGAUGGGAGGCACAUUCAAAUGCCCUGUUUGUUUCACAGUUUUUGUACAGGCAAACAAACUGCAGCAGCACAUCUUCGCAGUGCACGGGCAGGAAGACAAAAUUUAUGACUGUUCCCAGUGCCCACAGAAGUUCUUCUUUCAAACAGAGCUUCAGAACCACACAUUGAGCCAGCACGCACAGUGAGCCACUGGCACUACAGGACACCUCUCUGCAGAAGACUUGACGGUGGCACAGUGGGGAGGACCAUUUGAACAUUACAUCCAAUCAAAGUGUCAUUUGCAACCCAGAUGUAAAACUCUAAUGAUUUGGCCAUGAGGCGCUGCUAUUAUAAGCAGCUGGAAAUGAAUAUUAAUGGAAGAGAUUAAAAGUAUUCCAUGCUCAGUAUUUUUUAUUGUCCUGCUUCAGCUAGUGUACUUUAGAGCUUCUGCUUCUGACUGAAUUUAUAGUGUUAGAUAAAUCUGCUUUGAUGCUGUUGCCCUUUGUUGCUUCUUGUAUUAUAUUGAUAGUUAAAGAUUAGGUGUGAUUUUUUUCUUUUUUGUUAACUGCUUUUUAAUUGCAAUUUUAGGUAACUGUGCAUUGUGAUGUGAUUGCUUGGCUAUUGUCUGAAUAUUUCUUUUUAAUUUUUUAAUUAAAGACUAAUGCUUUGAUUGGAUUUGCCAGUUCACCGGACAAUGAUUAAAACUAUGUAAUGAAUAUAAUCGGUUUCAGUGCAACUGGAUGGUCUGCUUUAUAAAUGUGACUUAAUCUGAUUGCAAUAACUAGUACAGUUCAAUAAAGGGAAUACAU